Messenger RNA from Cygnus olor (mute swan), 3519 nucleotides. RefSeq names its product cadherin 4 (gene CDH4). Gene Ontology annotation, molecular function: cadherin binding; calcium ion binding. The transcript is spliced from 16 exons. Lineage: Eukaryota; Metazoa; Chordata; Aves; Anseriformes; Anatidae. Gene Ontology annotation, cellular component: adherens junction; plasma membrane; catenin complex. Gene Ontology annotation, biological process: calcium-dependent cell-cell adhesion; cell-cell junction assembly; multicellular organism development. Bases 195 to 2936 code for a protein of 913 amino acids. The record is from RefSeq and is a predicted model, not a curated record.
CGAGCGCUUCACCUGCAGCCCGGAGCGGGCGCUCAGCGGCGGCGGCGGCGGCAGGAGUGGGGCGCGAUCGCGCCGAGCCGAGCGGAGCCGAGCCGAGCCGAACCGAACCGAACCGAGCCGCUGUCCCCGGCACCGCGCGGCACGGGGCGGCCAGCCGCACCGCCACAGCCCGGCGGGCGGGCGCCGCCAGGGCGAUGGGGACCGGCUCGCGGCUGCUGCUGGUGAUGCUCGUCUGGGGCUCGGCGGCGGCACGCGAUGGGGAUCUUACAGUUAGACCCACAUGCAAGCCUGGCUUUUCAGAAGAAGACUACACAGCAUUCGUCUCCCAAAGUAUCAUGGAAGGGCAGAAGCUACUGAAAGUAAAAUUUAAUAACUGUGCCGGUAACAAGGGAGUUCGGUAUGAAACCAACAGCUUGGACUUCAAGGUGAGAGCAGAUGGGACCAUGUAUGCUGUCCGCCAGGUGCAAAUGCCCUCGAAGCAGCUGAUCCUGAUGGUGACCGCCUGGGAUCCCCAGACCCUGGGCAGAUGGGAGGUGAUCAUCAGGUUUCUGGUGGGAGAGAAGUCGCAACACAAUGGACACAAGCCAAAGGGAAGGAAGAGCAUACCUGGGGAACUGGCGCAGCAGCAAAGUGACACCCUGCUCCCGUGGCGCCAGCAUCAGAGCGCUAAUGGCCUCCGGCGGCAAAAGCGAGAUUGGGUCAUCCCACCGAUCAACGUGCCAGAAAAUUCGAGAGGCCCCUUUCCGCAGCAGCUGGUUCGGAUUCGUUCCGAUAAGGACAAAGAGAUCCAUAUCAGGUACAGCAUCACUGGAGUGGGAGCCGACCAGCCGCCGAUGGAAGUCUUCAGCAUUGACCCUGUGUCUGGCAGGAUGUAUGUGACUCGCCCGAUGGACAGAGAAGAAAGAGCUUCCUACCACCUCCGGGCUCAUGCAGUGGAUAUGAAUGGAAACAAAGUGGAGAAUCCUAUUGACCUUUACAUCUAUGUGAUUGAUAUGAAUGACAACAGACCGGAGUUUAUAAACCAAGUCUAUAAUGGAUCUGUUGAUGAAGGCUCUAAACCAGGUACCUAUGUGAUGACAGUGACUGCGAAUGAUGCUGAUGACAGUACUACAGCGAACGGGAUGGUGAGAUACCGAAUUGUGACUCAGACCCCACAGAGUCCGUCACAAAACAUGUUUACCAUUAACAGCGAGACGGGAGACAUCGUCACCGUGGCUGCUGGCCUUGACAGAGAGAAAGUUCAGCAGUAUAUAGUCAUUGUUCAAGCCACAGAUAUGGAAGGAAAUCUUAACUACGGUCUCUCAAACACGGCAACUGCAAUCAUUACAGUGACAGAUGUGAAUGACAACCCACCCGAAUUCACUACGAGCACUUAUUCAGGGGAAGUUCCUGAGAACAGAGUGGAGGUUGUGGUUGCAAAUUUGACGGUGAUGGACCGGGACCAGCCUCACUCCCCCAACUGGAAUGCCAUCUACCGCAUCAUCAGCGGGGACCCCUCUGGCCACUUCACCAUCCGGACAGACCCUGUCACCAACGAAGGCAUGGUAACUGUCGUGAAGGCAGUCGAUUACGAGAUGAACAGAGCUUUCAUGCUGACAGUGAUGGUAUCAAACCAAGCUCCCCUGGCCAGUGGAAUCCAGAUGUCCUUCCAGUCGACAGCAGGAGUCACCAUUUCAGUUACAGACGUCAACGAAGCACCGUAUUUCCCAACAAACCACAAGCUGAUCAGACUGGAGGAAGGAGUGCCCACAGGGACGGUCCUGACAACGUUUUCCGCUGUGGAUCCUGAUCGCUUCAUGCAGCAAGCAGUAAGAUACUCUAAGCUGUCAGAUCCUGCAAACUGGCUGAACAUUAAUGCCACAAAUGGUCAGAUCACUACCGCUGCUGUCCUUGAUCGAGAGUCAGACUACAUUAAGAAUAAUGUCUACGAGGCCACAUUCUUGGCGGCUGACAACGGUAUACCCCCAGCCAGCGGCACUGGCACGCUGCAGAUCUACCUAAUCGACAUCAACGAUAACGCUCCUGAGCUCCUGCCAAAGGAGGCACAGAUCUGUGAAAAGCCAAACCUGAAUGUCAUCAACAUAACAGCCGCAGAUGCUGACAUCGAUCCAAACGUUGGGCCCUUUGUCUUCGAGCUGCCAAGUGUGCCAUCUGCGGUGAGGAAGAACUGGACCAUAACACGGCUGAAUGGCGAUUACGCCCAGCUCAGCUUACGAAUCAUGUACCUGGAAGCCGGUGUAUACGACGUGCCGAUCAUUGUGACGGACUCGGGAAACCCCCCCCUGUACAACACAUCCGUGAUCAAAGUGAAGGUGUGCCCGUGUGAUGAGAACGGCGACUGCACCACCAUCGGGGCAGUAGCUGCAGCGGGACUGGGCACGGGAGCCAUCAUAGCCAUCCUGAUCUGCAUCAUUAUUUUACUGACCAUGGUGCUGCUGUUCGUGGUGUGGAUGAAACGCCGGGAGAAGGAGCGCCACACCAAGCAGCUCCUGAUCGACCCCGAGGAUGACGUGAGGGACAACAUCCUGAAGUAUGACGAAGAGGGAGGUGGAGAAGAAGAUCAGGAUUACGAUUUAAGCCAGCUCCAGCAGCCAGAGACCAUGGAUCACGUGCUGAACAAGGCACCUGGAGUCAGAAGGGUGGAUGAGAGGCCUAUUGGUGCUGAACCGCAGUAUCCUAUAAGACCAGUAAUCCCCCAUCCCGGGGAUAUUGGUGACUUUAUAAAUGAGGGCCUGCGUGCGGCAGACAACGACCCCACGGCCCCCCCCUACGAUUCCCUGCUGGUCUUCGACUACGAGGGCAGCGGCUCCACUGCCGGCUCCGUCAGCUCCCUCAACUCCUCCAGCUCCGGGGACCAGGACUACGAUUACCUUAACGACUGGGGCCCCAGGUUCAAGAAACUGGCGGACAUGUACGGGGGAGGCGAGGAGGAUUGAACUGACCUCACUUAUUUAAAAAAAAAAAAAGAGAGAAGAAGAAGAAGAAAAUAAAAACAAUUAAAAACAAACCCACAGAUGACAACGUUAACGAAAAGAGCCGAUGCAGAAGCAAGAACUGUACAGAUGUGGCAGCUUUUUUAAUUAAUAUCCCCUGCUGACUGUAUUGUUAUUUUUAGUGGUGAUUUAGGAGGUUUCUUUUUUUUUUUCCUUUUUCUUUUCAAUUUUUUUUUUAGAAUAUUGAGCUGUCUCGCAUGAACACUUGUCUCUGCUGCAGGUUUUUUUGUUGUUGUUUUUGUUUUUUUUUAAUGUCAGCUGGGAUAUUGCUCGUUUAUCUGCUUUAUGACUAAAGAGAGUGAAAGGCACUCUGUCUUAACUUGAAUUUCUUAGAACAGAAGCACUGUUUUUAAAAUAUAUAUAUAUAUAUUUGAAAGUGCCUUUUGGUGCAUGUAUCAGAUUCCCUUCAAUCUCAGGAGUGAUGAAAACAAACAUACAACCAUCCUGGGCAGCACUCCCUGUGACCCUAAGCCAGUUCUAGCUGGGAAGGAGUUAACAAAAAGGAACUGUGGAGAUUGUUUCUUUU